Molecule: messenger RNA, 2057 nt
Organism: Mya arenaria
Lineage: Eukaryota; Metazoa; Mollusca; Bivalvia; Myida; Myidae
Product: geminin-like
Exons: 7
Coding region: 26-736 (236 amino acids)
Biological process (GO): negative regulation of DNA replication; negative regulation of cell cycle
Cellular component (GO): nucleus
Source: RefSeq, a predicted model, not a curated record
CUGCGGGUAAAAUAAGUAAGGCAAAAUGUCCACGGAGUUGCAGGCUACAAAAUUUAACAAAGAAAAUACAGACAACCGCAUUAAAUCAAAGAUGGCAGCAACUCUGAGUGAUGAAAGGAAAACUCUCAAGACCCUUCAGCUUACUGCAGAUGGAAAACUUUUAGGAUCAGAGAAGCCUGCAAAACAACAUAAACAAAACAAGAUCAUUGCGUACAAAAAGCCAAUCCAGAUAUUUAAAGAUAAGCCAGUGGCUGCAUCCAGCCCAGUGCGCCGGUCAGUGCAUGAGAUGUGUGUGCAGGCUUCCCCGGAGCACACUGAGAUGUAUGUGCAGACUGACAUAUCUGGUGUCUCAAGAGUAUUUGGGUCCCCAGAUCUACAUAACGACAGUGGGGUGGGAGCUGGUGAUCUUGAUCAGGAGGCGUAUGAUCUCAUGGUCAAAGAUCCCAUACCAGAGAGCUACUGGAGAGAAUUGGCAGAGGAGAGAAGACAGUCCCUAGCUGAAGCUCUUGCUGAAAAUGAAAAGCUCCACCAGUCGAUGGAGGAGCUGAAGGAUGAGAACCAGAACCUGUCGCUGCUGGCCAGCCAGGCAGAACAUCUUGCCUCUGUGCUCAAUAGUGCCUUUGGAAAUGAUGAGGAAGAGGAAGAUGACACAGACAACCAAGACAACGACACACCUAAAGAUAAAGACAACACGGACACACCUGGAGUUGAAGACAACAAGCCAACUGCAGAAUAAACCCAAUAAGCACAGUGUUGACUUUGACACCAGCCAUCAAGGAUAUCCUGCAGUGACAAUGAUGGAUCACUCUUCUUGCCUACAUGAUAAUCAACAAGGACGUUAAAUUGUUCUUGUCUUAAGUGACUGGUGCUUCAGAAUAACUGUAUUUUCAAGAUGAUCUCAGCGGAACAUUGUAAUGUUAAUUGUGUUGGAUGUAUGCCAAUGUCUUUCUUACUUUCUUACAUUGUUUAAAAUAUCAUCAAUUAGAAUUUGCAUAAAGAGAGUCGGUGAAUUAUGCUAGCCUGCCUUGUAAAUAGAAAUGGUUUUAACUGUUUUUAAUAUUAUUUAACAGCUUUUUAGUUAGCAAGAAUGUAUACAGAAAACCAAUUUUAGAAUUGUUAAUUCCAUGAUAAAUAUUACUGUUGUAUACAUUUAUGCAUUACAAACGCAACACCACCAUUGUAAUUUCAACACAACCAUUGUAAUUUCAAAACCACCAUUUUAAUUUCAACACCACCAUUGUAAUUUCAACACCACCAUUGUAAUUUGUUCAAUCAUGCUGGAAAUAAUUGGAAUUACGAAAACUUCAUCAAAGUUCAUCAAGGUCAUGUGAUGUAAUUUUAAAUGGUUUUAUUUGACAUUUGUGGCUGUAAAAUGGUUAUUUUUAUCACUACAAGCCGUUUAAGAUAAAGAAUAAAUUUUGUAAUUGUGAGACUUAUGGGAAAUCACUUAUUAGAUACUGGAAUAUUCUGGUGGUAUUUCAUUUUCCAUCUCUGUGGUUGUUUAAAUCACCAGAAUACCAGUCCUUCAUACACAUUUAAAUAGGUUUACUUUUAAUGUAGCAUUAUGUAUGUGACAUGACAGUUUCCCUAAAAAAACCCACUAAUAUGUGUGUAUAUCAACGAUGUUUAUUCAAGUAGAUUCAAUUGUAUUUCCAACUGCAUGUUUAAGAUAUUGUAUUGUGAUUAUGAAAGAUGAAAUAGUUUUCAUUGAUCAUAGAUAGGUGGGAAGACCAGUGGGAAGUUAUUGUAUAAGUUUGGCUCAAGAAAAUGUACAUGUUCUUACAGUUUACAAAACCUAAAUAGUUUACAGAAGUUAAUUUACAGAUAAAAACUGGUAAAUUAAGGAGAUUGUGGUGGAAGAAAUUACCUAUUAACUAAGAUUUACCCAAUGAGAUUGAGAAUUAAAUUAUAACAUAAAAUUACAUAGUAAAUAUGAUUUGCUGAAAGUUAAUGUUAUUGUUCACUGCUCAGUACUGAAAUGAAAUGUGUUUGUAUUUUGUUUUAUUGUAAAUAUAAGUAUUGUCAAAGAUAUUUGAAAAAUAAAACGUAUAAUGUUG